Messenger RNA from Xiphias gladius (swordfish), 2443 nucleotides. Its product is annotated as kelch-like protein 38. The record is from RefSeq and is a predicted model, not a curated record. The transcript is spliced from 4 exons. Gene Ontology annotation, molecular function: protein binding. Lineage: Eukaryota; Metazoa; Chordata; Actinopteri; Istiophoriformes; Xiphiidae. The coding region runs from base 1 to 1758 and encodes 585 amino acids.
AUGGACCAGCCAACAGUCGAAGUCUUCCACUACAAAGAUGAAGAGCAGUCCUCUCACCUGCUCCUGCAGCUGAACAGACUGAGACAGGAGAAAAUCCUGACUGAUGUGUUUCUGUGCUCAGAUAACACAGAGAUCCCAUGCCACCGUAAUGUCCUGGUCUCCAGCAGCCCUUACUUCAGAGCCAUGUUCUGCAACAACUUCAUGGAGAGACAGCAGACCAAGAUUGACUUAAAGGGCAUCACCUCAACCAUUCUCGGUAAUAUCAUUGACUAUGUUUACACUGGACUCGUUAUUAUCAGCAUGGAUAUUGUGCUGCCUCUGAUGCAGGCAGCAUCCAUGUUACAAUAUGGCCGGCUUUUUGAGGCCUGUUCAAGUUUCCUUCAGGAGCAGCUGAGCCCAGGUAACUGUUUGAGCAUGAUAAGACUCUCUGAGAUCAUGAAUUGUGACAGUUUGAGAGACAAGGCAAAGGAGAUGGCUAUGAUGAGCUUCUCUGAUGUGUCAGCAUCGGAGGACCUGUGUGAGCUCUCCUUACAAGAGCUCAUGGGAUACCUGGAGGAUGAUAGUCUUUGUGCAGAGGAGGAGCAGGUCUUUGAGACACUUGUUGCCUGGAUCCACCAUGAUCCUUUAUCUAGGCGUGGUGCCAUUAGCGACCUUUUCAAGAAAGUUCGCCUUCGUUACAUCCACCCCACCUACCUUUUCCAAUUCAUAGCCAACGACCCUCUGAUCCAGUCCUCCACCCUCUGCACAGAGCUCAUUGAAUCUGUGAGACGCCUCAUGUUUUCUGUUGACACAAAAUGCAUUGGAGACACCGUGGUGGACUUGAAAUCUCUCUGGGUGGCACCAAGGCGCUACACCUACCAUGAUAUGCUGGUGGUGGUGGGAGGAAGAAAGAACAAUGAGCAGACCUCGAGGGAGGCUCUAGUCUUUGAUGAGAAGAGCCAGAAGUGGCAGUGGCUUGCCAAGCUGCCCAUUCGUCUGUACAAGGCCUCUUAUGUUGCCCUUCACAGCAUCCUGUAUGUUAUCGGAGGCCUGACCACAAACACAAAGUACAGCCAAGUCAUUACGACUGUCUACACCCUCUCCCUCAAGACCAACCAGUGGCGAAUGGCAGAACCAAUGCUGGAGCCACGCUUUGCCCACCAGAGUGUCUCCUACCUCCACUUCAUCUUCGUCCUUGGUGGCCUUGGGCCUGACAGAUGGGUGACAGACAGCAUGGAGAGGUACAACAGUAUGUUCAACCAAUGGGAGUCUAUGGCACCCAUGCCUGAGGCUGUGCUGCACCCAGCAGUGGCUGCUACUAACCAGAGGAUCUACAUGUUUGGAGGAGAAGAUGCCAUGCAGAACCCUGUCAGAUUAAUACAAGUGUAUCACAUUGCCAGGAACAUGUGGUCUAAGAUGGAGAACAGAACAGUGAAGAAUGUGUCUGCUCCAGCAGCCAUUAUGGAUGACAAAAUCUACAUCAUUGGAGGAUACACCAGGAGAAUGAUCGCAUACGACACCAAGGCAAACCAAUUCAUCAAGUGUGCCAACCUGAAGGAGAGGAGGAUGCACCAUUCUGCAACUGUUGUCGAUGGCAAACUCUACGUCACAGGUGGACGUUACAUCAGUGGCAAUGACAUCAUCGAGGACUCGGACAAAUUCGAGUGUUAUGACCCAAAGACAGACACUUGGACAUCUAAGGGGACUCUGCCGUAUAAAGUGUUUGACCACGGCUCCCUGACUCUGACGUGUGUCUCACAGACAUGGGAAAAAUCAUAGCUGAGACAGAGAGGAUGGGAUUCAUUGUUAUGAUUUAUUUUUAUUCAGUGUUUCAUGUGUUUAGGGUGUAAUUCAAUUUUGAAUUAUAUUAAUUGGAAAACAAUAUAUUUAAAAAUAAAAGACAAUCAAAAGUUAAUCAAAAACUAUUUAUGCAAAAAAAAUUACUUGUUUAAAAAUGCCUGAUAGAUUAAAGCAAGAAUACCUCACCCUACUGCAGGGUCACUCUUUAACCUGUCUGAUUUCACAAAUGGUGAAGUAGUUAUUUUCAGCCUGCUCUAAAUCAUGAGAUUCCACUUGUCAUAUUUGAAUCCCAGGGCUGUGUACUGUUUGGUGCAAGUACGGUAAGGUUUGAACCGGCUGCUAUGUCUUGUGAACUUUUGGAUCAUUGUCUGUUGCUUCAAUGCAAAAUGAUGAUGGAAUUAUUGUGAUAACACUGUUGUCACUGAUGACAACAGUGAGAUGAAAAAAACCAAAAGCAUAGAAAUUUGUUAAAAAUGUAGCUAGCUCAUAUCAUAUGAUGGCAAUAAUGCACAGCAUAGUUGUGCAACAUCAUAUAUAUCUACUGUAUAUUGAAAUAAUAACUGGCUUUUCUAAUGACGCUGUGAUUAAAAGAAUAGCCUCAAUAAAUCAGUAUUUAGUAAAAGUCAAAUUUACCUUUUUAAAUUGUGUUUUUUGAUAUUUUUGU